AUGACCCAUCAAGUACUCAUACAAAUUGGAUGCCAUCUGGGACUAAUAUCUAAACAAGUGGAUUUAUUCAUUGAAACUCCAACCCAUUGCUCACAUGUCUACGUUUCAGUCAACAUUAUCCGAAAUAAUGGUAAAUUAAAAAGAGAGCUUUUCAGUCGGCCGAUAGUAUAUUACAUCGAAUUUGGUCCUGAUGAUUAUGAAGAUCCGGACCUCGGAACGACGCUUAGAUUUCUGCGCAGGAAACUUGUGGCGCUUUUGCAAGAGAAUGAGCUUUUGACUAAGCAUAAUCAACAGGUGAAUUAUAUUCAGUGCGAUAAAUUGCAGCUCUUCAAGAAAGAACGCUUGUUGACUGAUGAUGAAGAAUUCCUCUGUAAUAUGGAUGUCAACACGGGCGAUAAGCUAACUUGUAUCGCUCAUAUUUAG
This is a messenger RNA of Ogataea parapolymorpha DL-1, 423 nucleotides long. RefSeq lists its product as uncharacterized. NCBI's taxonomy places the organism in Eukaryota, Fungi, Ascomycota, Pichiomycetes, Pichiales, Pichiaceae. The record is from RefSeq and is a predicted model, not a curated record. The coding region runs from base 1 to 423 and encodes 140 amino acids. The transcript has a single exon.